Messenger RNA from Anisakis simplex (herring worm), 762 nucleotides. Lineage: Eukaryota; Metazoa; Nematoda; Chromadorea; Rhabditida; Anisakidae. The record is from the annotation of a GenBank genome assembly.
AUGUUCGCUAAUUUGAAUAUGCAGCAGUUUUGGCAAGAAUGUUGGAAAAUGCAGCAGCAAUUAGCUAAUGGAGUGGAUGCAUUCGCUACAUUGAGAGCACCGUCCACAAGUCAUUCGGGUGAUUCUUCAAGAUCUCCAUCUCCAGAAGCAGUAGAAGGCCCAUCGAAUGUUACGCAGAAUUCCUUCAGCACCGAACACAUCGACCUCAGCGCACUUCUUUGCAAUGACAAACGUAGCAGUGGUGACGCAGAGAAGGCUGAUAAUAAACGACGACGAACGCGAACGAAUUUCACGGGUUGGCAGCUGGAGGAACUGGAAAAUGCUUUUGAGGCUAGUCAUUAUCCGGACGUAUUUAUGCGCGAAGCUCUUGCGCUUAGAUUGGAUCUUCUCGAAUCUAGAGUUCAGGUUUGGUUUCAAAAUCGAAGGGCCAAAUGGCGUAAGAAAGAGCAGUCGAGGAAAGGGGUGGGUCGUUCGCAGAACACCGCUCUACAUAGUUCUUGUGGCCGAGAUGCAACCAAGAGCGAAGGAGAACAGAGAGAAGGUGAUGUGCCUAAAGAGCCAGCGAGUACAUUCUCGAUUGAAAGUCUUUUGGCUGCAUCUCGAGUACCUCGUGGAAGAAGACCAAAUGCAAAGUAUCCCCGAGUACAAGCGUGUAAAUCGAUGUCACCGUUUAUGUUUCCGCUCUUUCCAAUCACUCAACCAGCUGGCAUCACAAUUCGCGAAAGUAGUCCAGCAUCCAUAAAAGAUGACACCGAAACGUAG